This is a messenger RNA of Closterium sp. Naga37s-1, 741 nucleotides long. The record is from the annotation of a GenBank genome assembly. Lineage: Eukaryota; Viridiplantae; Streptophyta; Zygnematophyceae; Desmidiales; Closteriaceae.
AUGGGUCCUACUGUCACGCGUUUCCUGGCCACUGUUGUCACUGACCCUUUGUUUGAGUCCACUGCUGCGUCUGCUCUAGUUGCUGAGCUUGUUGACUUUGCUGCCGCCUCUCGUCUAGACUACGCUGCUAGUCUUGUUGUUGAGUCUGAGUCUGAGUCUGUCUGUCCUCCGUCCGUCGGGGGUGAGUGUGCUCUUGGCACGGACGUCCUUGAGGACAGACAGGAGGAGUUUGAGUGCUUUGCCGCUGCUUUACCUCAUCUCGUGUCCAUGCUGCUUGCCCCUGAGGGAGACCCGGAUGCACCAGACAUCCCGACCCCGCGCUCUUACGCAGAGGCGAUAGAGGGUGCCUACUCCUCUCAGUGGCAGACAGCCAUGGACAUAGAGAUGGCUUCCUGGAAGUCCAUAGGCACCUACGUCGACGAGGUUCCCCCACCUAGGGCGAACAUCGUCAGUGGCAUGUGGAUUUUCAGGGUGAAGCGGCCGCCGGGUUCUCCGCCUGUCUUCAAGGCGCGUUACAUUGCACGAGGCUUCAGUCAGCGACAGGGAGUUGACUUCUUCCAGACCUUCUCCCCUACCCCAAAGAUGACCACUCUUCGGGUUCUGCUGCACGUCGCCGCUCAGCGUGACUACGAGCUUCACUCUCUUGACUUCAGCACUGCUUUCCUACAGGGCAGCCUGCACGAGGAGAUCUGGCUGCGCCGCCCACCUGGCUUCACUGGGUCGUUUCCUGCUGGUACCUAG